AUGGGAAUUUCGGGAACAAACACCUCGUCAUGGGGAUGUUACCAAGGUGCCUUGAGCCCUUUCCAGCAGCCCGCCGCCCUGUGUCACUGCAGACCCCGGCUGUCUUCCAGCCACCCCCCCCGGAGCGGGGGGCACCCGGUGCCCACCCUCCCCGUGGCUGCACCCCCAGCUCCCCCUGCACCCCCCUGGGCUCCUCCGUCUGAGAUCGAGUCCUCGUCACCCGCUGCUUGGUGCUCAGCUCCCCAGGGAUGCCUCAAGCCCCAGUGCCUGUCCCCUUCCAGGUUAUCUUGGGGUGACAGAGGUGGGGUCAUCCCUCACCCCCCAAAAAUGAUGUCUCCAUCUGAAUUCUCCUUCCCAUCUCGUCCUGCAACAGGGCCUCGUGGCUCCUCACCCCGAGAGCCUCGUCCUUCCCUGGGGCCCAGGGGUUGCUCCGCAAGGACGGGUCCCCGCUCGGGCUCGGCUGUCACAGCGCAGGGGGCUUUGGGGAUGGAUGUGGUGCUGAGCUCAGGGGGUGGCCAGGCUCCAUCUGCAGGCACAGGGAGGAGAUUUUGUAAAAAAAAAAAAAAAAAAAAAAAAAAAAAAUUACGAAACGAAAACAAAAAACUUGGAAAAAUAAACAUUUCUGUGUCUCAAACUGCCCAGAGCUGGGGUCCAGCAGUGCCAGCCCGUGGCACAGAGGGUGGGAUGGGGUUUGAGGAUGUGGGGAGAAGCCAUCGUGGCACUGCCCGUACCCCCCCCCCCAGUGCUGCAGCCCCUGACGGCCUCCCCCCUUGCUGCUGGGGCUCUGCCCGCACCAUGGGCACCCUCCGUGGCAGCCUCGUGCUGUGCACCUCGCCUCGCUGGGGUUGCAAAGCGCCCCCAAACCUCUCUCCGGAGCCUGGCACGGUGGGUGCUGCCCCUCCAUCCCGUCAAUCUCCCCACCGGGGUGGGCUGUGGGGUGGUGGGGAGGACCCGCUGCUUCUCCAGCCUUGGGACAUGUCAGCGUGUCCCUGAGCUGGGGCUGGUGCUGCCACCCCAAACCGACCCCGGGGCAGCCGCCACAGCCCCUCACUGCCCCCCUGUCCCCUCGGCUGAGCCGAGCACCCUGGGGACACGCUGCAGCCCCUCCGGCUGCAUCCAUCCCCUUCCCAGCUCCGUCCCAGCCACGUCCCCCUUUUCUCCCCUUGGGUCCCAGUCGGAUUUGUGCCACGCGGGGUGAAACAGGCCAUGGUUGCACCCGACAGUGAAUUUCGGCCGGGCUUUUCCCCAACCUCGGCAGUGGGGGCACCUUUGUACCCCAGGAGAAAGCUGCGGGUGAGCUCAGCCGUGCGCACCAGCACUGCCCCGAAAGCAAAGCGAUGUGCCCCAAAAAGACAGCUGCUUUGCUCCCUUCUAAACUUCGUCAGCCACCCAUUUAAGAUUUUCAGCUUCCCUUUGGUUUCAGGGGCAAGAAACCGAAUGGGGAAAAGCAAGAAAAAAGUUCAUGAAUUCAAAAACUCGACCUUCCUAGGUGCCAGCACCCAGCUGGGAACUCCUGGCCUGGGAUCCGUAACCCCCAAAUCCUUCAUCCCGUGCACCCCUCUUGGUAGGGUCACCCCAAGCUGAAGCCGAAAUCCUCUGCAUUUGCUGCCUUGCAGCUGAUGUGAUGCCGAACACCCCAGACUGAACAAAUUACCCGAGGUAAGUCCGCAGCUGAGCCUCUUGGGGAACAUCGCAGCGAUCACAAACGAGAUGCAGCGAGGCCGGCUGCUUCUCCUAAAGCUGGUCCUAGGGACACCGGGCUUGCAGGCGGGGCUGGAGUCAGAAACCCCCAAAUUAGCACUUUUUUGCAUAGCAAACUCACGCUUUCUUGGCACGGGCCCCUCUCCCCGUGGGACAGCACCGCCUCAGCCCAUAAGCAUCCCUUGCAGGGGAGCACGGAGGAGGUGAUGGGGCAGCUCCUCGGCAAUGUCACCUUUCAGUAGUUUUUUAAAAAGAUAUCAAACCCCCUUUUUAUAACAAAAUAAAUAAAUCAGGGUUGGAAGCCUGAGCCUCCACUGCGCAAAGAGGUAUUUGCCUUUAUUUUUAAAGCACGUUUUAUUUUUUUUUUGAAAGAAAGUUUAUAUUUCUAGAGGUGGUCUCUUUUUUUUUUUUUUUUUUUUUCCACUUGCAAAAUACUUCCUCUGAUGUGGUUAAUAAAACCAUCCGCAACUGUAUUUUUAAUGGAAUUUUUAUUUUUUUAAGAGCGUUCAGAUCUUUUCAAAGGCCGCGGUCAGCUCCCCGGAGCAGGGAAUUCGCUCACGUUGUACAUAAAGAUUGAGGAUUAUAUAGAAAAAAAAAGGUAAUUUGAGCCUUGCUGUCGCCUGUCGUUGGGUUCUCUGGUGUGUAAUAAAGAGUGAUCACUAAUUGAAACUCUUCCUGCCGUGGAGUCAUUUAAAACACACAUCUCCCUCAUGGAUUAAUUUGGGUUGCACGCCUAUUGCAGUCUCGCAGGGUGGUUGGUUGUUUUUUUCCCCGCUUUGCAAUAAUGAAUGAAAGUGCUGGAUUCUCUUCUUUUUUUUUUUUUUUUUGCUAAAUGUGACCAAAACAGGCUGAGCACCGACGCGUGCAGGAGGGUGCAGGGGUGCGCACUCGUCUGUGCCCGCCUCGUGCUUCCGACAGCAGCAUUUCCUUAGGGAACCAAAAGUUUUAAGCCUGGAAAACUGCCCCGGGACCUCGGUGUCCAGAAAUGCCGGCUGCUCUCCAUCGCUUAAGCGAAGCCGGUGCUUGUUCCAGCAGCUCCCUGCAUCCAGAAAUGCCAGGAGAGCUGCAUCCUCUUCUAGCCAAGGGUGGAGGUCCCGAUUCAUACCAAGGCAUGCGAUAUACUGCACAGCACACGUUGACCCCAUCCAAGCUGUCUUUGCUCAUCACACUCUCCGGACGUUGCUUCCUGCUCUUGGUCAUUGGGAGCUCUCUGGAGGAACACUGAGGUCCUGGCACUACGCUCCCUGGGGACACUGAGGUUCAUCCCCAGCAGCUCUCUCAGCCCUCGCUAAAAUCUUGCUCUGUUGUUCUGUCUUAUAAUGGAACACACUGCGGGGGGUAUUACGGGAACAAUCUUGUUUAAAACAGUGUCAAUAAUUAAUCAAAGUAAUGAAAAUAAUGCAUAUAAAAUAGAAAUUGUUGAGUUGACAUAGGCCUGUACAGAUAUUUUUAAACGAGCUGUUGCCUAAUAUGCAUGCACGUGCAAUAUAUAUAGUUUACAUAUAUAUGUAUAAAUAUGAAAAUGAAAAGAAUAUAAAUUGUAUAUAAAAUGUAUAUAUAUAUACACACACAUUUUCUGCAGCAAGUCGGAAGCCUCAGUGGCUGUCCCUGCUUGCUCUCUUGCCUGCUGGUGCACCCAGCAAGGCGCUCGGGGUGCAUGCACCUGGGCUUUCAGAGCAACUCUGUUUUUGCUUUUGGCUUAUGGCCUCACUCCUCUUUGGGGCGGGGCUGAACAAGAGCAAGGGACUUGUCCAAAUUUGCUCAGGGAAGCUAAUCCCACUUGCAGAAGACAACCUCAAUUCGAUCCCAGACACAAGGUAUUUCGGAAAAAUACAUACCAUAGACCAGACAAGCAUCCAUAGCGUGGCUGGCCAUGCAGACAUGUCCAUGUCCACCACCCCUCACAGCAAACCCCUUUUGAACCCCUUGGCGUCCUAUUUACACCCACCCAGAUUCUGCUUUUUCACUCUGGAUGAGCCGUAGGAAUGUUUUUCUCUAUUUUGAGGAUUUCUCUGCUUGCACAUUCUUCCACAGGUUCCUCUGGAACAACCUCCACACUGGACAGGGUCCGAGUGGAACAGGAGCCUCGAAGAGACACCUCGGCCCCCAAAGAGAUGAGAAGGAGCAAAACGCCAUGUCCUGGGCCCCGCUGCCAAGAACCUCGCCGCUCGCCCCGGGAGCUGACCGAUUCCCACCGAGGCAGCCUCCAGCCUGCCCAAAUUCUCCAGGCACCGUCACCACGGGGCUGGCAGCGCAGCUUUGGCCAGGGGGGAGCCCAGGACCAUCCCUCGUGAUGACCCCGCUCUGUCCUUGCAUUUACGUCCAUCCCAGGCAGCGCUGAAGCCCAGGAUCUGCCGAGGACAAGGCGUAAAAGUGCUCUCCUGCUGGUAAUAAAAGCCCAUCGCAGC
Messenger RNA from Cygnus olor (mute swan), 4109 nucleotides. Its product is annotated as proline-rich receptor-like protein kinase PERK13. The transcript has 3 exons. The record is from RefSeq and is a predicted model, not a curated record. Bases 1 to 993 code for a protein of 330 amino acids. Lineage: Eukaryota; Metazoa; Chordata; Aves; Anseriformes; Anatidae.